CAUCAAAACAUCUCCUGAGGGAUGAGCUUUUGAACGACACUUUUCGCCCAAGGCAAUUCCAAUGCCAGUGUGAAUCUGAACAACCCUUCUUCUUUCCCUCAAACCAGGUAAGUCCCACCCCCAAUUUUCGUCUAAAAGCCCCUCUAUUUGUUGCUUUUCAUUGCGUUCCCACGACCCCUGCAUUUCCGUGCAAUACUGCGGUCCAUGGCUACACAAUCGCUUCCGUCCACACCCAAAGUCGCGCCUGCCGCCGCGCCCAUCUCAACUCCUGCCUCGGAGGGCCCAGGAACUCCAGGCAAAUGGCGCCAUCCUCAACUCAGUGAGGUCGUACGACGCCAGAAUGCUUCAACAUUCAAUGAUAAGAAUCUCCGGAGUGUGGUCUGGAAUGGAGCUACACUGGUCUCGACAUGGCUUUUCGGGGGCAUCUUGAAGUCUUACGCUCGCCGCGUAUUCGACAGUGACCCUGUCUACCAGCACCUGCCUUUGCUCCUUCUGCAGGCGCUUCUGCUCUUCAAUAUUCUCCUCGCGCUGUACCCCCUCUUCAAGCCAAAGGAUGACCUUGCCGAUAUUCCUCUCACCCCUACUCAACGUGCACUUCUGGGGCUGGACCCCGGCGUGGUGGUGCCUCCUACUACCCCCGGAACUACCUACGUGACUCCACCCCGCUACCGCUUGUCCACUUCGCGCAAGGCAAGCCCCGUCAGUGCGAGCCGCCAAACCCACCUCUCCAUUGUCCUCGACCCCUACCUAUACAGAUCGCCGUGUCUCCUCGGGGACACCAUUCUCGCCCGUUUCUAGUCCACUGUUUAACAAGGCUGUGGCUAAUGGAGGUCGGGAAUCAGCUCGGAGACUGAGCAUCGGGUCCUCAUCCCCUCUGGCCCGAAGCAACUCGUUCGGGGAAUCCACUAUGUCUGGCAUGUCUGGCAUGUCCAGCAUCGGACCCAGCACGCCUUCUCCGCUUAGUGGAAAACGUCGUAGCCUGGGUGUGAGCAACAAGUGGCUUUACGAGAGAAGCCGGAGGCUAUCAGCCAGCAAUGGAGCUAUGUGAUAGCUGGUCAUUUAUCAUCGGUGGCGUGAUUAGGAGUUGCAUGUUGAAUUACGGUUUUGAGCGAACUUUUAGUACUGAAAUGAUUAUUGAAUUAAUUAC
Penicillium subrubescens is the source of this 1147-nucleotide messenger RNA. RefSeq lists its product as uncharacterized. The record is from RefSeq and is a predicted model, not a curated record. NCBI's taxonomy places the organism in Eukaryota, Fungi, Ascomycota, Eurotiomycetes, Eurotiales, Aspergillaceae. Gene Ontology annotation, biological process: protein import into nucleus; spindle pole body duplication. The transcript has 3 exons. Gene Ontology annotation, cellular component: nuclear outer membrane; nuclear pore transmembrane ring. Bases 205 to 798 code for a protein of 197 amino acids.